GACUACCAGAAAUUGAAGUGUCAAACUGUCAAAUGAAAAUCACUGUCACUCUAACACAAUUUAAAAUUUCAAAAUAUUGUAAACCGGCGUAACGCUAUAAAUUUGUUGGAAAUUAUAAAGAAAUACAAACAUAGAAACCUAAAAUGAAUUUUACUCCGGAACUAACUGCUCUACAAGGAGUUAUGCUGUCAGCGGAUAAUAUCAACUCAUUUUCUAAACUGACUGCAAAAGGAGGUUAUGAGGACGAAAUUGAAGAAGUUAUAACAUCUAUAAAGCAUUUCUUUUGGAAAGAAAAGUAUGCAGACGAGUCUUCAUUAAUAGAAAGUGCUAUUGUAACUACACGAAAAUUUGCAUUUUAUAUAAUGCUCAAUGCUGAUUUAAGAAUAUUGGAAAGCAUGGUAGAAAUUGAUGGGAUAGAUUUUCUUAUUUGGACAAUACCAACUGUGCCCAAAUGUUUGAUGUGUGAGAUGUUUUGGAAACUGUAUAUGAAUAAAUUUGUUGGUGAAAUCAUUGCAUUCUGCUGCCCCAAACUAAGUAUAGAGGUAGCGGAAGCAUUUACAAAUCAUAUGAAAUAUCUAAAUCCAACAGAAAGUGCUGAUAAAGUAAAGCAUGUAACAGCUGCAUGCUACAAACUUAUAUGCAGGCUUAACUUUUUCAAUAUUGAUGAAAGGCUUAUAAAUUCUCUUUUAACUGUUUUCCAAAAGUGUGUUAAAUAUUUUUCUAAUCCACCCAAUGCAGGAAAACUAGAAGGACUAAGGCGAAAUCAAUUCUAUAAAUAUUUGGGGGACAGCCUUUAUAAACUGUUGCUUUUGCUCCAUGAGUGUUUGGAAGAGUUUAAUGGUACACAAAAAUAUAAAUUAAAUGAAGAAAUUGUUAUUUACAUGCUCACAUAUAAUGAGGAAAUGGUUGUAAAUAAGCAAGAUGUUAAAACUAUUGAGAGUAAUGACAUGGUUAUAGAGUGCUUGCACAAAUGUCACGAGGCAUUGAUGGAGAGUCUGCAAGAACUCGUAAUGGGUGUCAGUGUUGAUGUGUUUUGUACGUGGAGUGAAUUUGAGGAAAAUGGCAAAACCAUGCAACAAACAAUAGGAGAACUAUCAUAUAAGCUGCGUCCCAAACUGGAGAGUGUAGUCGAUCAUCCUGUGGUUCAAAUGUUAGAACAGAUAUCUUGUAAACCUGUUGAGGUAGAAGAUGUCAUCAACACCACCAGUUCUGAAGAUAUCAUUGAAAAUAUUAACACUCAAGAUAGAGUUUUGUGGCUCCAGGCAUUAUUAAAAAAAGAAAAUCUAUGUAAAGAUUUAUCUUUAGUUGAAACACUUAUUUCAAAUCUUAAUACACUUAAAGGCGAUGAUUUUUAUAAGUUAUAUGAAAUAUGCAUUGAGCACAUAAAUAAUUCUACAGAAAAUAUAGAUGCAGUAAAACUAUUAGCUGUUAAAACAUUUCAAUAUUGUGAUAUAAGUUCUAAAUAUAAUAUUUUAGAUAAAAUUUUCAUAGAGAAUUGUUUUACUGAUAAAAUGGAAACCUUAGAGUUUAAUGAAAUGACAAUAAAGAUAUUUAACAAACUCAUAGCAGCACCAGAUACAGAUUUAACUGAUGUUUUAACUGUGUUUAUCCAGAAUCCAAAGAAGAUAUUUAAUAAAAUAUUCACUUUGGCUACUGAAAAUGCACAACAAAGUGAAAUAAUGGGCAGGGUUUUGAAACAUUUGGAUAGAUAUUCCAAUUUUUAUUAUGAUCAAGACACAGAUCCAUGUUUUAUUACUAACUUGAAAGAUGUCAUUGUAGGAGAGUUAGACAAUGAAGCUAAACAAAUUAAUUUUAUUAAUUUCGUCAGUUGUGUGAAGAGCAAUAACAUUAUUUCUGGUGCCAAGCUUCUCCUUUUGGUUAUAAUGCCGAGCUUGCAUGAUGCUUUAUUGAUUAAAAGACAUGCUCAAAUUUAUAUUGCUAUUAAAAUGUUGUCUUCAGUAUAUACAUUAGACGAGUUGCUGGAAUACAGGGCGCCAAUGUUAGCAAUGGUUGCACAAGUGUUAGACAUUGAACGCUGGAAAAUGGAUACUUUUGACAAUAUUUGUCCAUCAUGCAUAGAAUUGGCAGUAAAAUUUCAAACAUCUUUAAUGGAAUCCUAUCAAAAUAGUAUACCUGAAAAGGAAGGUCUGUGGUUAAAAAGUAAGCUGAAAGACAAAAACCCGUUGAACAUGUACUAUUACAAAUUGUUAUGGGAUACUCCUGGUGAAAAUUAUUUAGAAAUAUUAACAGGCAUAAAAGUGCAUGAAGGAAUAGAUGUCGAAAACUUAACAUUUUCCUUGUCUCAAGUUUUAUGUUUCACAGUUGUCGAUGAAUGGUAUAAAUUGUGGGAUAGUUUGUCAACAUUGAAUAAUACAUUGAAAGUAGACAUUUUCCACAAGUCAUUAUGUAUGAUUGUAACAGCUGAGAAUGAUCACCGCACGGUAUCUACUUGGGCAUGUUUGUUACACUGCUUUAGAAAUUUCCUUCUAUUACUUAGGUAUAAAUACAUCCAGGAACCAGUCAACGAAUAUCAAGUGGUUAUGAUUAUUAACAAACUUACAAUCUUUGCGAAUUUAUUACAAGAAUCGGAAACUGAAGAAUUCAACUCGAUAUCAUUACCACUGCUGGCUUAUGUUGCACAAGUGACAGAGGAUCGCACCUUCGAUGUACCAACUGAAAACAUUAAAAACCGGAUGUUUGCUGAUCUCAUACAAAAAAUAUUCUCAAAGGAAAUUAUUUUAUAAACUUUAGCAACAAAUAUCAUUAUAAAAUGUUCGUUUAUUUUUUAUUGUCCUUUUCCGUACAAACACUAGAAAAAUGCAUAUAAUAGAUUAAUAUAUAAACCUCAUGGAAAGUUCCAUAAUCAAUUAAAGUGUUGGGGCAGAGGAACUAAAAAUUAGGCUUAAGAAUUAUGCAGUAACUUACACUGGAAGCCUGUUUUAUGGUGUAAGAAAACAUUGUUAAAAACUCAAAAUGUUUAUAGAAAGAAAAA
This is a messenger RNA of Papilio polytes (common Mormon), 2992 nucleotides long. RefSeq lists its product as uncharacterized. The transcript is spliced from 5 exons. Lineage: Eukaryota; Metazoa; Arthropoda; Insecta; Lepidoptera; Papilionidae. The coding region runs from base 144 to 2744 and encodes 866 amino acids. The record is from RefSeq and is a predicted model, not a curated record.